Messenger RNA from Saccharomycopsis crataegensis, 609 nucleotides. Its product is annotated as 40S ribosomal protein S8. The record is from RefSeq and is a predicted model, not a curated record. Lineage: Eukaryota; Fungi; Ascomycota; Saccharomycetes; Ascoideales; Saccharomycopsidaceae. Gene Ontology annotation, molecular function: structural constituent of ribosome. The transcript has a single exon. Gene Ontology annotation, biological process: maturation of SSU-rRNA from tricistronic rRNA transcript (SSU-rRNA, 5.8S rRNA, LSU-rRNA); translation. Gene Ontology annotation, cellular component: ribosome; cytosolic small ribosomal subunit. The coding region runs from base 1 to 609 and encodes 202 amino acids.
AUGGGUAUUUCUAGAGAUUCACGUCACAAGCGUUCCCACACUGGUGCCAAGAGAGCCCAAUUCAGAAAGAAGAGAAAGUUUGAAUUGGGUCGUCAAUCUGCUAACACCAAGAUUGGUCAAAAGCGUAUCCACGAAGUCAGAACCAGAGGUGGUAACAAGAAGUUCAGAGCUUUGAGAGUUGAAACCGGUAACUUCUCUUGGGCUUCUGAAGGUGUUUCCAGAAAGACCAGAAUUGUCGGUGUCGUCUACCACCCAUCUAACAACGAAUUGGUCAGAACUAACACCCUUACCAAGGCUGCUAUUGUCCAAAUUGAUGCCACUCCAUUCAGACAAUGGUACGAAACCCACUACGGUCAAACUUUGGGUAAGAAGAAGAACCAAAAGAAGGUUGAAGAAGAAGAAGUCAAGAAAUCUAGAAAGGUUGAAAGAAAAUUGGCUGCUAGAGCCUCUAAGGCCAAGGUUGAACACUCUUUGGACGCCCAAUUCGGUGCCGGUCGUUUGUACGCUUGUGUUUCUUCCAGACCAGGUCAAUCCGGUAGAGUUGACGGUUACAUUUUGGAAGGUGAAGAAUUGGCCUUCUACUUGAGAAGAUUGACUGCUAAGAAAUAG